This is a messenger RNA of Pundamilia nyererei, 7049 nucleotides long. RefSeq names its product maestro heat-like repeat family member 1 (gene mroh1). The transcript has 41 exons. The coding region runs from base 238 to 4719 and encodes 1493 amino acids. Gene Ontology annotation, cellular component: cytoplasm. The record is from RefSeq and is a predicted model, not a curated record. NCBI's taxonomy places the organism in Eukaryota, Metazoa, Chordata, Actinopteri, Cichliformes, Cichlidae.
CUGCUGACUGAAAGCACAUGACCAAGCGUGUUUACACCUGCAGUCUUUAGUCAGGCGCUAACGUCAACUGUGACACGGAUACGCAAGCCUGUUUUUUAAACCAAGAUAAGACUUGACCGUGGGGUGAGAGAUUAUUGUUUGGCAGACCCUCGGCUGCUCUAGCCUAUCUGUAUCCCAGGAGAAACAACCCCUCUUUGGCCUCCGGCUCCAGGAAGCCAGAGCUCCUUGCUGUCCAACAUGGAUGAGACGGAUGUUGAACAGGUGACCCUGGCUCUUCUUGAUGCAGCCACCGAUAAAGACUCAGAAGUCCAGGAACAAGUCAGGAAGUCUAUUUUGACUCUGGGAAAACAGCAGCCAGACCGAGUGUUGGCCAUGUGUCAGGACUACCUCCUGAAACACCCUAAGCUGGUGGUGAGCCACAGAGUUGUGAUUCUUCGGACUAUUGAGCUGAUUGUUAGCUGCAGGAUAGAGGAGAUCAGUCCUUCCAGGAUAAAGAGUAUUAUCUCCCUGGCCUCAGAUGAAAUGACUCGAUCAAAGGAGGUCAUCCCAGACUGGCAGCAGGCAGCCAGUAAUAUCUUGGUCGCGGUGGGUAAUAAGCACAUCAAUGACAUCAUGGAGGAGAUACUAAGCAAGUUCCAGCCAGGGGUCCUGCCUCACUUCUUUGUAGUUCAAACACUGGCCAACCUCUCUGAUUCAAAUGUUUAUGGCAUGGUGCCGUUUCUGAAUGCUAUUCUGGGAACCAUGUUACCCAUGCUGAGCAUGGCAAAACAGGACAACAUAAAGUGGGUCUUCUCUUCUGCUCUGUCUCAUUUCAGCGACAGUAUCUUGGAGUACCUGGCCAACUUAGAUAAGGCUCCAGAUCCUUCAGUCAGAAAAGACACGUUCUCCAGUGACAUCUAUGCUGCUUUUGAAAUCCUCUUUAAUAACUGGUUACAAAGCAGAGAGCCCAAGUUGAGGCUGACAGUGGCUGAGGCGGUGGGAUCAAUGUGUCAUCUGAUGGCCAGCGAUAAACUGGAGGAACAGAUUCCCAGACUUGUUCCUGCCAUCCUGUCCCUGUACAAGAAAAACAACGAGCACUACAUCAUUAGCAAGAGUCUGUGCCAAGUCCUAGAUGCAUCUGUCAACAUGGGCAGCAGGGUGCUGGAGGCACAACUGGAAGCUCUGCUCUUUGCACUGCACCAACAGGUGUCUGCCCCUGUUGACUACAGUAACCCUCCUACUGUCAAGAACCACAAUGAGGUCCUGCGCUGCUUCAGUUUGAUUGCGAACUCUUUCCCAGAUCGCCUGGUUAUGUUUGUUCUUCAGAAGUUGGAGAACAGUAAUGAGAGAAGCAGGAUGGGCUCCUUGGCUGUCCUCCGUCACCUCAUCAACUCCUCCACUUCUACUAUGGAGAGCAAGAAGCUGCUGAUUCUGGCCAGCAUCAGACAGCCGAUGGCUGACCACAGCAACAAGGUGAAGAAGCGUGUGGUCCAAGUGAUCAGUGCCAUGGCUCAUCACGGCUACUUGGAGUUAGAGGGAGGAGAGUUACUGGUUCGAUUCAUAGUUCAACAUUGUGCUUUACCUGACACGUAUCAGCGGAGUCAGAGGCCCACAGAUCCAGAGGAGGUAACUAAUGAGUCACUCAGGUCAAUGUGUGACAACACCCUUCAUCUCCUCACUACCACUGUUGGACGACUAGCCGAUGUGAAUGCAGCUUUUCCAUUCAAUAACAGAGAUCAUGGCGCUCCGUCCCUCUCUCUCCUCCAAAUCCUCACUAUUAACAUUCACCCCAAUGCUGAAGCAGUCUGGGACAAAGAAAUAGCUCCACUGCUUACAGUACUAGAGGAGUCCUCUGCAGAGAGUCUGGAUAAGAAGGAGUGGGACAAGAGGUUACUGGAGCUCUUGUCUAAAACCCUGACAGCACUUGAUGAUGAUAAGUGGGUAUGUCAGUUGGCAGCUGAAUCAACCAGAUACCUCCCUACAUAUAACAACGCCUUAGAGGAGAAGGAGCGUAAUGAUGUCGAGGUGGAGAAGGUGAAAAGCACAUUAAUCCUGUGCUACGGUCAGGUGGCUGCGAACGCCCCUCCAGAGAAGAUUCUGAACCGCAUUGAUCAGGACAUCCUCCGCUGCAUCAGUAAACAUUUCAACACCAAGGUUCUGGGGAUUAAAGUAGAGACAAAGGACCUGACUAUGAAGCUCAGUUUGAUCCAGAGUGUUGGCCUCAUAGCCAGAGCCAUCAGUGAGUGUGUGAAGAAACAGGGCUACAUCUUCUCUCGCAAGCACGAGCUCAUUACUGUUAUGCUGGACUUCAUUAAGGCAGAGCAAGCUGAUGCACUGAGGACUCCAGUACGCCAGCUUGUGAUGAGCACGUGUGCCAACCUUAUUCCACUGGACCCUCCGAUGAGCGAGAAUGAGAACUUUGACUUGCUAAAGGUGUGUAUCAACAGUGUGUUCUGUCUGCCAGCUGAGACGAACACUCCAGAGAAAACUAAAGAAGAGGAGCCGCUCGACCCCAAGCAGAGAAAGGCGCUGUACAAAGACACGCUGGCUGCUCUGCAGGAGCUGCUGAAGAGCGUAUUGGCUAAAGAUCCAACACCCGACGGUUUACAGAAUAUCUUUAAGCACAUUGAAUCAUGGUUGAGUUCUGGACAGGACCACGAGAGGGAGCGAGCUAUCACAGCCACAGCUCACAUACUGGCUUACUACCUGGAUAACCUGACUGUCAAGAACAUGGUGUCUUUCCACAACCUUGGAGCUCUGCUGGGCCGCCUGUCUCCACGCUGUUCGGACCCUGUCCCUGCCGUGCGCGCUGCUGCCGUCGAGUGCAUACACACACUCCUUUAUAUACAACUUCGAUAUGAAGGAUUCUCUUUGGAUUAUAAGGAUGAAUCUGUGGACUCUCUGCUGUUGUUAAAGGAUCGGCUGGAGAACCCUGACCACUCAGUUCUGUACAAGACCUGCUCAGACCUUACCAAGGUGAUGAGUAAGCGUCUGCCUCAGCAGCAGCUGACGACAUUGGUGUUCAUGCUGUUUGAAGGGCUCGUCGACAGCCAGACAAACUGCUGCCGAGCUUCAACUGUCAUUCUGAAUACUCUGCUCAAGAACAGAGGAGGCGGACUACAAGAUAUGGUCCCAGAGAUGCUGGAGGUGCUGCAUGUGCGUCUGCAGAGCGUCACAGAGGACCAGGUGAGAGUGGCAGUGGGACAAACGGUACUUAUCCUGGCUUCUCAGCAUCUACAGACUGUUAUCAAUACACUAGUCAACCAACCACUUCCUUAUGACAACUGGAUCAGUGAGAUGUGGAUGGCUUUGGGAGCAGACCCCAUUGUAGCUAAUCAGAUCAUGGAGAUGGUGAUGGAGAAACUUAGCAUCAUGGCACCCUACGUAGACAAGAAGGAGUCAUUGAUGAGAGGAGGAACAACAAAGGUGGCUACUAAUCAGCCACUGGCUAUGACAUGCGGUCUCAAGGAGCUGUUAUUAAACGGUCAGAGUCAGGAGCCAGCGGUCAGUCUGUUCCCUCGGCUAUUCUCCUGCCUCACUGUGCGACUGGGAGCGAGCGUCGGAGUCUCAGCACCAAAGGACAGCAACUCAAAACACACUGCCUCCAUCCACGUCGCAGGGGUAGCAGCUGAAGCGCUGAGAAUUUUGUUAGCACGAGCCCAGUUAGAUGAGGUGAUGAAAAAACUGGAUGAGGAUAACGCCUGGGAUGCAGUGAAGGAAGCCAGUACACAUGUUAAAGGAGUGACACUGCUAGCAAGGGCGAUGGCUAAGCAUGCUGGUCCCAGAUUGCCUGCAAUCGUGGAGUGUCUGUGUCCAUUACUGAACAAUAUCUAUGAAUGCCAGCGAAUCACUGUCACUGCUUUCUUUUCUGAGCUGUUGAACCAUCAUGUGGUGACAGAGCUGAUGUUAGUAGAUGUGUUAAUGAACAACAUGAUGGAGAGGAUAUCAGAUCCAUGCUGCACGGUCCGCAUGUUGUCUGUGCGAGGGCUGGGGAACAUAGCCGUGGGCUCACCUGAAAAGGUGAAUAAAUAUGCCAAGGAGCUGCUGGCAGCCAUGAGUUCAGGAAUGGAGGAGAAAGAUGAUCCAGGUAAACUGAUCACACUUGAGGCCAUGUCAGGCUUGUCUAAAGUUCUUGUCCACCUUGACAAGAAAAACGUUCACCUACUCGCGGUCUACAUCUUCAUGAAGAUUAAACCUUUCUUGGAAAGUGAGAACGAUGACAUCCGCUGUACUUCCAUCCAUCUCAUGGGUAACCUGUCCACGUUUGGCUCAGGAGAGCAAGUGUUCAAAGACCAGAUCCACAAUGUUCUGGUCAGCCUGCUGUUACACUUGGUUGAUCCAAACCCGGAGGUGGUUAAGGCGUGUAAGUAUGCGAUGCGAGUGUGUGCUCCUGUAGUGGGAUCAGAACAGAUCACAGCCAUGUUUCAGAACCACCUACAUGAAGAUAAGAGCUUGCACUACGGAGAAUUCAUCAACGACCUCACAAAAUACCUGAUUCAGGACUUUCCUGGCAUGCUGAACUUCUACCACAUUUCAGUCAUCCAAUUCUUCAAGAGUAACUGGCCUGAGGUCAGAGCAGGAGCUGCCAUGUUUAUAGGGUUCAUGCUGGGAAAUCUUCAAGAGGAGCAUCACUCCCACCUCAACAUGGGCACCAUCACUAAAGGUUUGGUGAUGCUGCUUCAAGAUCCAGAUCCUGUUGUGAGAGUGAAGGCUGCUGAAGCCAUGGGACACUUCCACUGACACACACAUACAAAUACUAGUAAUUCCUUUACACAUCAGUGGUCGAUCAGUAUAGAUAGUAAUUUAAUUGUUUUUUUUAAAUAUUCAGCACUCUGUGUUCCAGUGUGCAGUCAUUCUCAAGUUAUCCAAAUAAACUAACUGCAGACUUUCAUUAAGACCAGAACAGGGACCAAAGAGGAAGAAGUGAGGAGUACGAAACCAAACGGUCACAUGAUCAUGCCAAUGAAAACUAAAAACACUCAGUCACACACACAUGCAGAUGCAUUUAGCUCUUAUAGUCUUAAUUUAGCCCCUCUCACCUUUUACUCUGGUACUUGAAGGAAGAGUCGAUUCUUAACGGUAUUUUAGUGACCCAGGACUGUGCUGCUCUUUACAGAUAGACCUCAUCUGUAGCAUCCUGUCAGUGUGACAGCGACAACGAGAUACACUGUGUUCUCUCGAUCAAUAUAUUAUACGUGAAGUUUCUAAUGCGAACAUGAAAAUACAUUUAAACUUGAGUAAAACUUUUUUAGAAUAAAUAUAGUUUCUUUGAAUACAGAUAUAUAUAUAUGAGCAAGUGAAAGUUGCACAUUUGAAGUACAUGACUAGUUCACGUGAGCGUGGUUGGUAGCUAGUGUGUGUGUGUAGUCAUGGCAGCAUUUUGUGACCAUGUCAGUGAAUGUGGAGUUUAGUUCCAGAAAAUCUCCGUUACAGGUAGUUGCAGUUUAGUGAGCUUGGUUUUGGUGUACUAAAGACCCCACCCUCCCCCUCACCUUUUGAAUCUUUAGCCACUGCUGAGCUGUUUCCCUGCCCUCAGUGAAGACCCUGUGAAACGUGCUUAGAUCGAUUAGAUUUGUGGUUCCACGUGGAUGUCUUAAAGUGAAGCAUAAAAUAAAAAUAAAUGCACGAGAGCUGGAGCAGAUCAGAUUUGAAGGGUUGACAGUGUGUCUGGAGGAUGUGAGUAAUUAAUCCAUAUCAUUUAGCCACUAAAUCAGCCACCAGUAACCAGCCAGUAGCUGUUAGUGUUUCUAUAACCAGCAGGACUCAAGCUCAGUAAUGGGAACUGGGUAAGAGUUUGCCUAUUGACUAAUGCCAGGCUCACCAUCACUGUUUAAUGAUGCUGUUUAUAAAUCACUACCAUCUCUACAGCUGUAACAGUCAUGUCUUCAGCCGAGGCUUUUAAAACUGCUUUGAUUGUCUUGUUUUAUCAGCAUAUGGUUAAUUUUGUUUUUUAAUUUCACGUGAACUUCACAUUAAUCUCACGCGUACACGUUAAUCGCCUGGGAAAAAAAAUCUUUGCCAAACCUCCUGUGUCAACCCUCAUAAACACACCAGCCAAAAUCCUAUCAAUCCAUAACGCUGAGAGGUGUCACAUUAUUUAGAAAACGAACUCAAUUCCAAUUAAUAAUUGUCAAAAAGACAAUUGUAGCCAAUAAAAGGUUACUAACCUAGUGUUGCUUUGUCAAACAGUCCAGCUAAACGUGAUGAAACCAAUGCCAAAUAUCUACAGCCUCAUUAUAUUGUAGCAAUGCCGUUAAUGAUUUUCCUUUAUUCUAGCUUCGAAAGCACUUGAUGCUUGUUUAGUUUUACAGUUGUUGCCUCUAUUUGUGUGCUUUUAGGUACUGAUGUGGGUGUGCGUGUAAAUAUGUGUGUGAGCAGUGUCUUAUACGAGAAUGACUUGAACACAGGACCUUAGUAUUUAUGUCUCCAAUCAAUGUGCUCAAAGACAAGUCGAAAAUAAUAUGUUGUGCAUCCACAUUCAAAUCGAUUUUGGGGCAGAAAUUUCCAGAAACUCUGAUUAAGGUGAUAGCGAUGCAUCGUUUGUUGUAAAGUUUACCUCUGAUAUUUCCGUUGCACUUUUAAGCCCUGCUGUGCGGUUCCUGUUUGGGGAGCUGGCCGGCAAACCUCUGCUAAUUUUCUUCCAAAGUUCAGCAUCACAAGUCUUCUUUAUUUUUCCCUGUUUACUUUUGCACUUGAACAAUUGAGACACAUUUGUCUCUUAAUCCUCACAUUCACACUAUAAAUGUAUUAAUCGCAUACAUAAGCUGCUCCUGGAUCUGUUUUUGCUAGCCCUACAAACAGGGACUCGUGGCCUCCUGCACUUUCUAACACUAUGGCUCGGUUUAGGGUAGUUGGUAUUGUUCUGUUGUUGUAAACUUUGUACAACUGAUAUUGAUUGUUUCAUGUCUUCCUGGUUUUUAACAUGUUCUGAAUGUCAGAUGGUGAUUAUUUCAAAUGUGUCUGCGUGUUGGAGCGUGAAUGUGUGCAUGUCUGUUUUCAAUAGAGUGUGUGAGGACGAUGGUAAUCAGUGCAUCUAAAACGAAUAAAUAAACAGACCCAUUAUAACAUAA